Molecule: messenger RNA, 1155 nt
Organism: Manihot esculenta (cassava)
Lineage: Eukaryota; Viridiplantae; Streptophyta; Magnoliopsida; Malpighiales; Euphorbiaceae
Product: adenine phosphoribosyltransferase 4
Exons: 7
Coding region: 260-853 (197 amino acids)
Biological process (GO): adenine salvage
Cellular component (GO): cytoplasm; cytosol
Molecular function (GO): adenine phosphoribosyltransferase activity
Source: RefSeq, a predicted model, not a curated record
UUCCUUGCAUUUCCUCUCCCUCUCUCUCUCCUUUUGAAGAGCGCUCACUCUCUCUCUAUAAAUACGUCACUUUCUCUUCUUUAUCUCUCUGCUCUCUAUUUUUUUCCCUCUCAGUUCUAGCUUUUCUUUUUCUCUUUUGAACUGAGAAACAAGCAGGGAGGAGUAGGGAAGGGCAGGGAGAGUCCUUUUUUCUUUCUCUCUAGUUGUUUCUCUAUUGCAUACACAACCUAUAUACUAGUUAGAUACAACAACAGAUACAAUGUCGGCUUACAGAGAGCAAGAUCCUCGUAUCAAUGGCAUCCAAACUAAGAUUGGAGUCGUGCCCGAUUUCCCCAGAGAAGGUAUCAUGUUUCAGGAUAUCACAACUCUAUUACUGGAUCCUAAAGCAUUCAAGGACACGAUCGAUUUGUUCGUUGAGCGAUACAAAGGGGAAAACAUUUCAGUUGUUGCAGGUGGUGGGGUCCAUUGCUUACAGAGCAAAAUCCACCAGUGUGUGUGCAUAGAAGCCCGAGGAUUCAUUUUUGGACCUCCUAUUGCUUUGGCAAUUGGAGCAAAGUUUGUUCCAAUGAGAAAACCAAAGAAAUUGCCAGGUGAAGUUAUUAAAGAAGAUUACGAUCUGGAAUACGGAAGUGACUGCCUUGAGAUGCAUGUUGGAGCAGUCCAUUCAGGUGAACGUGCUUUGGUGGUUGAUGAUUUGAUUGCCACUGGUGGCACUCUGCGUGCUGCUAUAAAUUUACUGGAACGUGUUGGAGCAGAAGUUGUUGAAUGUGCUUGUGUAAUCGAAUUACCAGAUUUAAAGGGUCGAGAGAAAUUGAAUGGGAAGCCCUUGUAUGUACUUGUGGAAUCCCAUUAGCGAGCAAAUAUGAUUCUCCAACAAUGGUUUCAGCACGAGGAAACGUACAUUGGAGGGAUAUUGGUGGUCACUCAUCUGGAAACUCUUUUCAUUUAGCCCCACCAUUUCCAUGAUUAAUGAAUUAUCGAAGAACAAUGAUGGUUGAAACCCUUAUUUUACCUUGUAGCUUAGAAACAUUGAGUUUAUGUGAAUGGCUGGAUUUGAAAAACAAAAAAAAAAAAAAAAAAAAAAAAGAAGAAAGGCUUGUAGGAAUCUCUCAUUUUUUCCCCCUUUCUGGAAAAUGAAUUUAUGUUGCGAGUUUA